Molecule: messenger RNA, 6143 nt
Organism: Ruditapes philippinarum (Manila clam)
Lineage: Eukaryota; Metazoa; Mollusca; Bivalvia; Venerida; Veneridae
Exons: 13
Coding region: 1-5199 (1732 amino acids)
Source: RefSeq, a predicted model, not a curated record
AUGACUCAUGGUGAGAUAGGAUACGAUACAUGUAUAUACAUAGAUCAAUUAAAAUCCCCUGACAAGAAAGUCUGCUCAGAGAUCUGCCUUGAGAUGAUGGAACAUACAAAAAUGCAGGAAAACGACACUUUGCACGUUCAGAUGACGUCAAACAAGAACAAAUCGUAUCACGUGCACCAGCCGAUGUCUCAAUCACGUGCUCCGAUAAUAACACGUCACGUGCAAGAUCCAUCGAUCCAAUUUCAAGUAACUUCGUUUAAUCAUUUAUUCUACAUUAAACCCCCAGAGCGCUUUCAGGACACUCCAGCAGGACAAAGCUAUAAAUUCUCCUCGGUCAAAACAGAAGAUUACCCAUUGAGUGAGAAAAAUGACAAAGUAGUUGUCAUUCUACAAAACAUUUUGCGUAAUUUAGAGAAUGAUAUUGAACAUGAUCGGCUGCGCCUCAAGGAGGAGCGGCGAAAACGACAAAGAGAACGCCGUCGGCGUCGGGAAGAAAGACGAGAGACAGAAAUGGCAUCACAGCGCGUCGGGACAUCACGUCAUAUUUUCUCUACCGUCACUCCUAAACCAUUUGCAUUUCGGGAAAGGAAUUCGGAAGGAGCAGACGAUAACUCGGUAUGUUUUUCCCGCCAAGACAAAGCAAAAAUCCGGAAACACGACAGUUUUAGUUUUGCCGAUUUAAAACAGAAUAAUAACUGUAAAGAAAACUUAGGAACUUUCCUCGAGAUUGGGUCACAAAGUCUGGACAGGAAACUUCCGAAACGAACGGAAAGUUACGGAGUUUCGGAUUGGUCUCGUCAUUCACGAGAUGUUGAUGACGUCAGUGAUUCUGUUGUUGCUGCCGGUGCUACUGAAAAUAGUGCGACAGAAGGAAAAGUAACUGAUUUAGGUAAUAGCAAUCGGACUGUUGAAACAAGCAGUGACAUUCAUUGGUCUAAAAGACAAGUAGAAUAUCACAGAAUUAGUCCAAGAAACUGUCCACCGAAAACGCAAACUGACAGCAAAUUCACUAAUUAUUUAGAUAGUAGUUCAGACUCACAGGGAACGCCAACAAACAUCAGGAAAAAGCUAAAGUCUUUCGACCUGCUGCCAAAUUAUAAACGAACCGGCAAAGACGUAAGUAAAAGUAAAGACCUUGGAGGCAGACGUUUAGAUACGAAGAAAACUAUUGGUGGUCCAGAACCUGGAAGAGUAAUAAGGUCUGCAGAAGACUUUUCCAAAGUUAACAGACGUGAAAAUGAAAGUUCAAGCGAGGACGAUGAUAUGGACAUUGUUUUUCCGACAUUACAAAAUUUACACUCCUUUGAAUCCAAUAAUGAAAACAGAAAUGUUGACUUCUAUAUUGGUAAAAAUACUGACGAUGAAAAUGAUACUAGCACGUGUCAUAUAUCAGACGACAAACUUGAUGAAGCGAUUGGCUCUCGGGAAGCAGCAGUUAGUGGUCCUGUUGCAAAGUUUCGUAAUAAAAAUAAGGCAAUAGGUUCUGGUACCAUUGCUGCUAGGAGGAAUGAGACUGAAAGACCAACAUCAGCAGGAACCAGUGGCUACUCCACAGACGAAUACAGUUGUAAGGCGACUGAUUCAGAAGAGGAAUCGCUGCACGUCAGGGAAGAAAAUGUUUCUGCCACCAGUUCUAGAAAGAAUUUGAGCAAAUAUUUUCUCGUUCUACAAAACGGCAUCAAUAUGGCGCUCAAGGUAGAUCACUCUGCAUUCCAAAAUGGCGAUUAUGCCGACGAGAGUAGUCGUUCCUUUUUGCAAAACAUUUCAAUGUCGGAUCUUGCCAUCCCAGAUCAUGUCGGCUGGCUUAUUGACCAGUCAGAACAAAACAAGGUUUGGGGCGUGGUUGUUGACAUGUUAUUUUGUGUAUUUGAGUGCGAAGGCUCGGCAAAACCCCGGGAAGUUAUACUUCUCCCGGGGUGCAACAUUCGUCCGUUGGUAUAUAACACUGCAAUAAAUGGUUUAAACACUAACACGUCCUCCCAAACUAUUACGGGUAUAUCUAAAUACCAAUUUGUUAUUGACGAUUCUAGUACAGGGCGAAAACACGUGUUUGGUACAGAAUCUCAAAAUGACCUUGACACAUGGUUUAGAGUUCUGAAAAAAGCUUCCGCACUUGAUCCGGAAAUAACUAAUGACAUUUCUACCUCAAAUGGUGAUGAAGAUGUUAAAUCAAAGUACAGACGAUUUUCUUUUGACGGGGUUUUGCCCAAGAUGGGUUAUACUCCAUCUCAGGAUUCUACGAGACGUUCUCAGCGCAUGCGCAGCCCACGUGAUCCUCACGAGAAACUUGAAACGAAUGGAUUUUCGGACGAUACGUCCAUUGCGUUGAGUUCAUACGGGGUUGAGGCAUCGACAAACGGAAAUCAACCAAGUCCUCGCUCUGGAUUAGUUCGGAACGAUUCAAGAAGACAGUCAAUAUCAGAUUUUAAGAAACGGUUACGUCAGGAAACAAAACCGGAAGUUUCAAAACAGCUUCCGGUUAAAGCAACGCAUUUCAAACAGCAGACUCAGGAAAAUAACACGCAAGCACCGCAAAACGGUAAAAAGUUGAAAUCAUUCGGAAGUUUUGAAAGUCUUUUGAAGUUCAAACGGAAAAAGCGAAAACAAUCAGAAGAUUCUCUUUCAAAUGACGAUGUUGGAAGUAUUGUAAGUGAGUCAUCUACGGAUCAAGAAAUGAUGAGUAGGUCAGUCGACAUCAGCGCGAACGUUUCCAAACUGCAAAAAACAAAGAAGUUAUCAAGAUCAUUAGAAUAUAAUGAACCUAAAAAUGGAGUUAACAAUGGUCUUGUUCGUCGAGCAUCUGAUAUAAAAGACCGGAUGUUUAACAGAAGACCCUCCAAACCUUUUGCAAAGCUUGGAGACUUGCAUGAUACCAGCAUGCAUGGUUUUCUUCUGCAUAAACACCAUUUAAAGUGGCAAAAGCUCUGGUGUGUCGUCUGCAGAGGUUGUUUCUAUGGCUUCAAAUCAAAUUCACCAGACGAGAAUGCCCACGUCUCGGUGUUGUUAUCCAGCUGUGGUGUGGUGUUUGUUUCAAAGCAGGACAAGAAACAAAAACAUUUGUACGUAUUCAAAAUUACUCAGGAAAAGUCGAAAAGCAUUUAUCUUUGUUCUACGGAUUACAAUGACCUUAUGAAAUGGCUUACCGUAUUACAAAUGGAAUCAAACAGUGUUAUCUCAAACGCGGACAAAAUCAGUAAAUCUUCAGAAAGUGAGAAUGAUAGCAUUUGUUCAUCAUUGUCUAGUCAGAGUGGUUCCGUGUUAACGGUGUCAUCAGGCGAACAACCGUCUGCUGCAGAAAACUCGAGGUCAAGGGCGAAAAAGAAGAAAAAACCGCCCGCUAAACCUCCCCGAAAAUUUCGAAAUUCGUCAUGCCCGCCUUCCGUUGCUAGGGAGUCUGGGACAUCAACAGGGGAGGAUACUCUGACAUCCGGAAGUAUCAGUUCUGGGAAUGAAAACACUACCUAUGGCUCAACAGACUUACUCGUUUUUGCAGAAGAGCUGCCUCGCUACGAUCGUGCUGUAACGCACGUUUGGCAAAAUGACCGAGGAUAUCUAUUUAAUGCUAUACGAGCCAAGUUGACAGCCUACAGGAAAAAAGAUGGCAACAUAUACAACAAAGAUUUGCCUGGAGUCAGUAGCGAGGGACUGAUAGUUGAACAAGACGGGGCCAGUGCAUCUGGCUGUAGAGAAGUGCGGAGGUCAAGGUCUUUUAACGCUAAUUCCAGCACAAUGUCAGGUGGCGAACAGAGUGGUGCGACGUCACCGACAGAUUCUCCGACGUGUAUGAGAAAACGUCACAAACCACUCGUUGUUAAGAAAAUUCCUGCUACAGAUUUAGAGGAAAGGCAAACUAUUGCUGGAUACAUUGAGAAGAAGAGCGUCAGUGCUCAGUGGAUAAGAUAUUGGUAUGUUCUACAUGAGGGUACUUUGUUUUGUUACCUGACGUCAGACGACAACGUCACUGUUGACGUAUUAAAUCUCCAUGGUUACAGUAUAACAAGUCUUGUCGACAAAUUCAGAGGAAAACGAUUUGUACUGCAGCUUUCACAUGACAAUUUUACCUCCCUGUAUUUGUCUAUGGAGUCACGUGACGAGAUGGAACAUUGGUUGGAAAAUCUCGAACACGCUAUUAAACAACCGUCUAGUGCUAUGAAGGAAGUCGAUUCGGCUCAAGGAGCAUGCGCAGGAUGCGAGAGUAACAGACAAGAUGACGUCGGAGAAAAGCGGAAGCAAGUGAAACAGAAACUUCUUGAAGAAGUGUUACGUCAGAAAUAUGAACUAGAGAGAAAACAAGCAGAGAGGCAAAAGAAACAACGAGGCAGCAAAGGUAUGGAUUCUCCAGAUCGUUCACCAAGUUCACCAUAUCCUCCAGAUUUCCUGUCAGACGAACAGAGAACAUGUGACGUCACAAGGUUACGACAGCGGAGAAUGUCUACACAGUUAAAGGUUGAAACAAUUCAGAAACAAAUUGAAAAGCCAGGUGGUACAAAACGUGGAAUUUUUGGAUUUGGAAAAUCAAAAAAGCUCGACGAGAACAGAAAUGUGUUUUUACAAGACCAGUUGAAAGAACUUACUCAUAAGUUACAAAAGAUAGACACGGAUCUUAAUCAGGUAGAAAGUGAAAAAUUGUUCUCUGAUAGUUACGAUGUCAACCAAAAUAGAAAGUCAGCGCCGGUGCACCACACCUCUAAUUCACACAAUUUAGAACGAGGGGUUGACAGUGAAGAUGAGGACGCUAAGAGAGGAACGGGUAUAAAAAACACCAUGCAGAAAUGGACUAAUAAAACAUUUUCAAAAGUGUCUGUGAAAAGGAAGCAGGGAAUUCCGUUAAAUGGUAGUUUGCCAAAUUUGAAACAAAACGGUGAAAUAAACAUGAAUGGAGAGUUAGAAAAUGGCGUGAAUAGUGACAUACAUCGUGAAGAGUUUACGUCAUUGGAGAGUAGUGUGACUGACCUUACACGUCCUUUGGCAGAUUUAAAAUUGGAUUUAAGUUUACCACUUACGCAAAACGGUCAAAGCGGGUCACCAUCGCCAUCUUCGGUAGGGUAUAAUAGAAGUCACAGCCGAUCAAGUACAUUGUCAUCGUUGUCGUCACCUCGACGGGAGAUUGAUCCUUCAGUAUUAGCAGAAAUAGACGCAUUUGAAGAACUGACAAAACAAGUGCUUGGUGCAAGGUCAAAAGAAAUGCCGACAAAGUGAAGGAAGUGUCGAGGAAAAUCUAUUGACUUUUUACAAUGCAGCUAUUCAUCAGACUUCUUAUUGUUCCGGUUGACUGAUCAUCUUAUAAUCAUGUUUAAAGUUCAUGUGAAGACAAUAUAAAUGAUUGAUAUACCAAUGGCUUGUGAGACUAAUUUAAAAUUCAGGAAAAGAAAAACACGAUCUUAUUUUGUAAUUAUGGUAUCACUGUUAAAGAUUACCAGUCCUGUAAAAAAGAGUUAUUCGAAAUAGUUGAACAUUAAAAUCCACAGUAAAAAUUCAAAAUUCAUUUAUACCGGAAGUUCCUGAAAUUGUAUGACUGGAAAUCCGUCUGCUUCCUGAAUAUGUAUGUUUCUAUUCUUUUAUGCUUUAACUUACAUGAAAAUCGUUAUAUGUAUAUUAUGAAUAAUAAGCGAAUGACCUCUUCUAUUAAUAAUGGUUUGAACUUUUGCAAAUACUAUCCGACUAAGACACUAUCGAUUUACUGUUACUAGUAAUACAUCAUUUUAUACCAAAUAUAUAUUGUUGCACCCGUGACUUUGUCGUGAAGAAUGAAAUCUUAUUAAGCAUUAUAAUUAAAACGACGCAGCAUAAAAUGGUAUUUGUCCAAUCUGCCAGCCAAGAUGUGUGAACUAUUGGGCCCAAUAGACUUGUAAUAGCAGCAGGGACGUUGUAAAACAAUAUUUGUACUUAACAUGAAAAACAAAGUUGUCGCCCUUGUUUGUUAUUAAAGCGUCAAACAAUAUAAUCGUCUGACUUCCAUGCCAGCAUUGAUCAUUGUCCUUCAUUCUGAUGAAGUCUCAAUCUUUAUUAACAUGUAAAAUGAUGUAUACACAUUACGUUACUGUCGUGUAAUGUAGCAUUUCCUAUUUGUUAUAAACAAGAUGUGCAAUUGUUAUCGAUUAUGUAUCUAUGCAUAUUAAAUAAACUGUUAUAAAGUGAAACAA